GUAAUGAAGAGAUGAUUGUGUGUGAGUAAGAAAAAAAUCCAAUCAGCUGGUUCUCUCUCUUUUUCGCAAUUUUAUUUUCCUCAAUUUCACUUUCUCUCUCUAAACCUUUUCACUUUUCCUCGUCAUGAUCAACCCUUGAUUGUGAUUUAGAUCAUUUUCCUCUCUUUUAUUUUCUCCUUGUACUUAAUCCUUUGCUUUUCUCUCUCUCUCUCUAGUUUAUAGUUAACUAAUCACCUCAUCGUUAAUUGUGAUUAGAGUUUUAUUAUUACCAACAACUGUAAUCAUCGUCGUCAUCAAUUCACAAUUUACUGUAUUUCUCAUUCACCACCAACACUUUUUGUUUUCAUUGAAACGUACUACUUAUCAUCUCCUUUUUGGUUUGUAUUUAGAUUAAUUGUUGUUCCUUUCUCACCAUUGUUUCAUUUCUCUUCUCAUUCAUAUUCUAAUUGAUUUGUGUUCUUCUUUGUUUUUCUUGUUCGGUGGUGACAAUUCUGUGUAUUUUCUACCAUUUCUGGUUCUCUCCUUUUCUCUCUCUUGCUCUUUCCCUGUUUCUCUCUCUCUCUCUCUUCUUUCUGUAUGCUGAUUAUUAACCAGAACCAGAAAUUCUUUUCUCAUUCACAUCAUCAUCAUGUCUUUUCUUCGUGAUUUUGUUGGCAGUUUCCGUAGAAAAGAUAUUUCCGAGUAUCCAUAUAAUGUUGUGGUCGAGGUUAAAAACGACGAUUAUAAAACGUACCAAGUUUACUCAAGAGAGGAUUGUCUCGUUCUCUAUGGAUUACCUGAUGGUGCAAGAUUUGAAAUCGUUUUACAAAAAGCAAUGCCCAGUAAAGGAGUUGAAGUGGAUUACAGUCUAUGUCGAUUCGAUAAUCAAAUGGGAGCUGAUAAAGUAUUCCAAGCAAUGGUUCAAAAUAAAUUGCCCACUUUAUGUAACAAUUUUCCCGAUCUGGUGAAUGCUUAUAGUCUUCAAGAAUUAGUUAAUUAUAUUCGAUCAAAUCCAGAGCAAACAUUGGCUCAUAUUUGUGCCUAUUUUGGUUAUCUUGAAUGUCUAAAGGGAAUCAUUGCCAAUCAGCCUUCACUGAAAGAUGCCGUUGAUCCAGUUACUCAAUACACACCCUUACACCUCGCAAUUAAAGGUUGUCGCCUUCCGGUGGUUCAAUAUUUAGUUUCAUGUGGAGCUGAUUUAUCGAGAACCGACAUUCGUGGUUGGAAUAUAUUUCACUUUGCAUCGACAACCAAUCGAGAUAUUAUCUCCGCUUUAUGUUAUCCGUCCGAAUCAAAUUCGUCAUCAACAACAACUGCCUCAUCCUCUUCUGUAACAUCCACACUCACCUCAACAUUAUCAUCAUCAUUUUCCCCAACACUAUCAUCCGGAUCUCAUUCAAUUCUUGUAUCACAAAGCUCAAUCUCAUCAACUUCAGAAGAUGCAAAUACACCAACUCACUCAACUAAUCCAAGUAACAACAAUAACACUCAUAACAGUAACAGUAAUGCCACUAAUGGCAAUAGUUUGAGUGACCGUCGUAAACUGAUAAUCAAAUUGAUCAAUUCUCGUAACAAUGAAACAAACAGUCCACUUUAUUUGGCUUGUGCUGCCGAUAAACCUGAGUGUAUUAAAGAGCUGCUGAAAAAUGGUGCUGAUGUUAAUGGUGCUUCAUUGGGGACUAUUGAUAAUGAGAAGACAAGUGAUCACAGUUUGUGUAAUUUCAUUGAUCUACUUGAUCCUAAAGUGAUGAAAAUGGGUGGAACUGCCUUACACUGGGCUAAAAGUCCACAAUGUAUGGAAGCGCUAAUCGAAAUGGGUUGUAACAUUAAUGCGAAAAAUUUUCAGGGUGAAACUGUUUUCCAUUGUAUGGUGGCAAAGAAAAAUCUCUCUUGCAUUGUCACUUUACUUUCUCAUGGAGCGGAUGUGAAUGCCACUGGAUCUAACGGAGAAACACCUUUACAUAUUGCAGUUCGAACUGGAGAUGUGACCAUUGUUCAAGCCCUUGUCGUUUUCGGCGCUGAUUUGAACACUUGUAACAACAGUGGAGAAACACCAAGACACAUAAUUGCCACCAAUAAACGGAUAUCUAAUCAAGAGUUAAUUCUUUAUAUUCUGGAUACUGUUGGUGCCAAACGAUGUAAAAAAGCUCAUAACUUGUCAUGUACCGAUGGAUGUGCGCUUAAUGCGACUUUCAAUGGUAUUCCUCCUGAAACAUCACCUCUCUCUCGAAUUGUCUCAAUUCAUGAUGUCCAUUAUCGAGAUAUUUUGGAAGAAGCGGUGAAAAGGAAAAAAGAGAAAGAGAUGAAAAUCAAUUUCGAUGAGCCACCAGAGAAUGAAAUUAAAUUGUUGUGUCUUGACGGUGGUGGAAUCAAAGGAUUAAUUCUCGUUCAAAUGUUGGCAAUUCUAGAAGAUAUGACGAAAAGACGAAUCUAUGAUACUUUCAAUUGGAUUGCUGGUACAUCAACGGGCGGGAUUUUGGCAAUAUCUUUGGCCUUGGGUAAUACAGCAGCCGAAUGUCGUCAAUUGUAUUUUCGUUUAAAAGAUAAAGUGUUUCUUGGACCUCGACCUUAUGAUUCUGAACCAUUAGAGAAAUUUGUUCAAAAAGAGUUUGGUAUUGAUACCAAAAUCGGUGAUAUCACUCAUCCACGAUUAAUGAUCACCGCAACCAUAGCAGAUCAAUUUCCGGCCGAUUUAUUUCUCUUUCGUAAUUAUCCUUCUGCCCAGGAAAUUAUUCUCUCCUCAGAAUCAAAAUCGUCCAGAUCAUCUAGUCCCAUUGGAUCUGAUUACCUCCUCUGGAUGGCUGCCCGUUCAUCUGGAGCAGCACCGACCUACUUCAGACCCUGUGGACCUUAUCUGGACGGUGGAUUGAUAUCAAAUAAUCCAACCCUUGAUGCCUUAACUGAAAUUUCACAAAUCAAUGCUUCUUAUGCUCAUAUUGGAUGCCCAGAGAAAAAGUUAAGACCUGCUGUGGUUGUUUCAUGUGGAACCGGUGCAAUACCCGUUAAACCAAUUUCAAUUGUUGAUGUUUAUCGUCCCGAUAGUUUGGUUGGAGUCGCUAAAAUGGCUUUUAUGGCCUCGGCAUUAGGAGAGCUUCUAGUCGAUCAGGCAACACAAUCUGAUGGUCAAGUUGUUGAAAGGUCAAAGGCUUGGUGUCAUGGUAUUCAUUUGCCCUAUUUCAGGUUAAAUCCUCCGAUAUCUGAAAAUAUAAGUCUUGAUGAGACUAAUAAUGCGAAAUUGAUUAAUAUGCUUUGGGAAACUUCAGUAUAUAUGUACAACCGUAAAGAUGAAUUACAAGAGUUAAUUUACCUGCUUAGUUAAUCUUCAAUUCUAAAUUGUUUUGAAAACUUUCUCCUAAUUUAUUAACUCUACUGUAACCAUCACAAUACUAAUUGUCAUCCAAUUAUCACCAUUUUUUUCUGCAUCACAGUCAAAACUUGCAACAAAAAAGCAUUUUCAUCGUUUCCUUGUUUUAUACUGAUGGCGUUUUAGCCUUUUAAUAUAACUGUUGAGUUUUUUUCUACAACAAUUAACCGUCUCUUUGGCAAUUACAAAGACUCAUCCUUUGUAUUUACUGUAAACCAGCCAAAUCACCACAACAAUUUAUAAACUAUCAACUAAUUUACACAACAUCGAGUCAACUUUUUUCACUCAAACCUAAUUUUCAAUCAACAGGUUUUACAAAUUUAGUUAAUAGUCAACUUAUUCGUUUAAUUGUUUCCAUUGAAAAUUAAUUUUAUCACCCCCUUGAAAUCCUAAUCAUCUCCAAUAAUAUUUGUACAUUAAAAGUGAGAAACAGGAACAAAUCAAAUCAAUCAAUCGAUUGGUUUCUCUAUUAACCAAUAAUGUUUUUUUUCUGAAAAAAAAAUGAAUUUAUAUCUAAUUUGUAUUGACAUUUUCCCCCCUAAAUUUACAUCUGAUUGCCUCUUGAACAAUUAAAUUACAUUUUCCUUGUACAA
Panonychus citri (citrus red mite) is the source of this 3936-nucleotide messenger RNA. RefSeq names its product 85/88 kDa calcium-independent phospholipase A2-like. Bases 629 to 3298 code for a protein of 889 amino acids. Gene Ontology annotation, cellular component: mitochondrion. The transcript has 5 exons. The record is from RefSeq and is a predicted model, not a curated record. Gene Ontology annotation, molecular function: protein binding. Gene Ontology annotation, biological process: positive regulation of ceramide biosynthetic process; lipid metabolic process. Lineage: Eukaryota; Metazoa; Arthropoda; Arachnida; Trombidiformes; Tetranychidae.